AUGGCGUCGCCGCAGCUUGUCAUAGCGAAGGCGUCCUUCUCGGCCGUUCUCCUGCGGCCAGACCCCACGAGUUGCUCGCGAGACGAGAUCGAGCACUUCCAUACGCUUCUCAAUACGGCCAUCACGAGGUGUUCGCCAGCCAAUGUUCAGAAAUGCAAGCAAUGGAUUCUAAGCAACCUAGCAACUUCGACAGGCCGCAUGGCUGCCCUGGGGAAAUACCUUGUCGCCUUGGUCGACUCGCUCAGCACGUCAACGCCAAUAGCAUCCGAUGCCAGUACGGUGGCGAAGAAGCCGUCAAUCAAGCGGCAGCGGUUACACGUCCUUUAUAUCAUCAACGACGUGCUACACCACACGCGGAAACGACAGCAUGACGAUACGUUCGUCUGUGUCAUCGAACCUAGCUUGUCCGCCCUGUUCAAAAGCGCUGCUUCCUUUCCCAAUGCGCCCAAACAUAUCAAGAAACUAAAUGAGCUUGUCAACCUUUGGAAUAAUCAGAACUACUUCCGAGAUCCUGAGCUCUCGAACCAGCUGCGCGAUGCAAUUGCAAGCGGACAGGAGGCGGCCCCGGAAACAUCUUGCGAUGCACCGAACACUGACACUGGCCGCGACUCGACCAAGAAGAUCUCCAAGGAGGCACCUUUCAUCAUGCCAGCAACACACGGCGACCCCUCUACGGCCUGGUACGAUCUCCCUGCUGGAAAUUGGCUCCCAGUGUUGGAGCCCAAUUCGACCCGUCCGAUGAAUCCUGCCCUGAUCAAGCCUUUACAGUUGGCUUCCGGGCCUGCCGACAAGGGCUUGGUCGACGCCGUUAGCCGCCUGCUGGCUCGUGUGGAUCGCAUCUAUGGCAAGGACGUGCGCCUCGCAGAUGACAACACCCCAGGAGAGUACCCGCCCGUGGACAUAGAUCAGAUGGGCGAGCGCGUGGAACUGGAUGAGAUCACGGGUGAAGUGCUGGACGGCGAAACCUAUUAUGGCUGGUCACGUGCUUUUUGCAAGAAGAUGAAGGCUCGGAGGCAAGGUCGGAAAUCACACAAUCCCAGCUCAAGGAGCAGGUCACAAUCUUCCCGCAAUUCCAGAAGUCUGAGUCGCGGUAGAGACCGGAGCAGGAGCCGAAGCAGUCGUUCAAGAAGCACUUCCACGCAGAAUUUCAAGCGCCGUCGUGUCAGUCAGUCUCGCAGCCGAAGCCACUCCAAAGGUGGGCAUAGUAAUCACAAUCGUGGUUAUUCCUCAGAGAGGUCCCGCCGCCGAUCGCGUAGCUAUUCGCCAUCACGAUCAAGGAGCAGAGACCCUCGCCAAAGAUCUCACGACGGUCCUCGUAGAUCGCCUUCGCCAGGAUACUCCCCACCGCCCGCAAACGCCCCUGCACUUCCUCCGCCGCCGCCGCCGCCGCCUACAGGACCUGCGUCAGGAAACUAUAGCAACAUGGCAGUUCCUCCGUUUCCACCUCCGCUGAUACCUAUGCAAUUCCCUCCAAUGCCCGGUAUGCCAAUGCCAAUGCCCCAGCUGCAUCAGGGCUAUGGAGGCAUGCAGGUACAGGGCUCAGGGCCCCCUCAGAUGCCUGGUUUUCCUGGCUUAUGGCCACCGCCGCCACCGCAACCCCAGUUCGGCAUGCAUAAUCAGCAGCAGCAGCAACAGGCCUGGGCGUGGGGUGGGGCACCUAUGCCACAUCAUCAACAACAACCAUAUCCCAACCAACAGCCGGGCAUUGGCUACCAGAAUCACGGUCGCGGCGGGGCAAAUAACAAUGGAGGCUUCAGGGGUAGGGGCGGUUAUAGUCAGAACAGAGGCGGUCGUGGUUGGUAG
Messenger RNA from Pyricularia pennisetigena, 1803 nucleotides. RefSeq lists its product as uncharacterized. Gene Ontology annotation, biological process: intracellular calcium ion homeostasis. The record is from RefSeq and is a predicted model, not a curated record. NCBI's taxonomy places the organism in Eukaryota, Fungi, Ascomycota, Sordariomycetes, Magnaporthales, Pyriculariaceae. Bases 1 to 1803 code for a protein of 600 amino acids. Gene Ontology annotation, cellular component: perinuclear region of cytoplasm. The transcript is spliced from 2 exons.